AUGUGUGUCUGGAAACAGCCCUAAAUAUCAGACACACACAUCCUAAAUACCUGCUACCUAAUGACAGAGAGAGAGAGGAAUAGUAGCCCAGCAGAGCUGCACUUCAGCUGCCUGUGAUGAGUGGAGUCUCUCGAUUAAAUAUUAGACAGUUAAACAUUAGCACAGGGGCAAAGAUCAGCUUCUGACAUUACAGAAUACCACUGCCCUAUGAAGAAUGGCUGUGCCUGAAGGAAUUGGGAAUAUCCAGAAAAAACAAGCACAACAAGCUGGGCAAACGGUGUUCUUCUCAAAUCCACUGCUGGCAGAUACAGAAUCUGAUUGGUCUCCUAUUCAUGAUGCUGCAUACAAUGGAAGACUUCUGACAUUGAGUCGUAUUAUUGAACAGGGAGCCAGUGUUAACUUGGUCACACUUGACCAGGUCUCUCCCCUGCAUGUGGCCUGCCUGCAGGGACACACAGCAUGCGCUAAAACUCUGCUGGAGCAUGGGGCAGAUGGGAAUAUCUCCUCUGUAAACGGGAGCACGGCCCUCUCAGACGCAUGUGGCUGUGGGAGUGCAGCCUGUGUCAAUCUGCUCCUCCAGCAUGGGGCCUCACCUCAGGGUGGGAGCACCAUCGCCUCCCCUAUUCACCAGGCAGCUGCCAAAGGGCACACAGAAUGUAUUGAGAGUUUGCUGAAGUAUGGUGUGGAUAUUGACCAGAGCACAGAUCAGGCUGGUUCUCCUCUCUACACAGCCUGUUCCAACCAGCACCUCAGCACAGUGAGGAGACUGCUACAACUAGGUGCCAGUGUUAACUGCAGUAAGGACGGAGACUCUCCACUGCACAUUGCUGCCCAGCUGUCUAAUCCUGAGCUUGUCAAGACUCUGCUGGACCAUGGAGCUGACCACAAGGCCAAGAACAAAGUAGGCAAACAGCCUGUGGACAUUGCCCCCACCAACAGUGCUGUAGUGAAUCUGCUCAAACAGACCACUGGCAGCAGCAUUUAAUUUUUUCUCGAGUCAUUAGUGACUUUACUGUAAUGGCAUUUAUAACCUGCAGGACCUGUCACAUGCCCUCCUGUCAGCCACCUUUUCACAAGAUGUAGGUGGGAGAACAUAAAAGGAAAGGAAAAAAAUAAUUUACAACUCCAAAUCAGAAAAAGUUGGGACGUUGUGUAAAAUGCAAAUAAAAACAGAAUAUGAUAAUAUGCAAGUCUCGUAAACCCAUAUUUAGCAGCAAAAAAGACAUAGACAUAGAUCAAAUGUUGAAAAUAAAAAUAUUUACUAUUUCUUCAUUCAUGUGAUGUGAAUGUGAUACAAUGAUUUUCUUUACAGAAACAGGUCUCAUUUUAAUGCAGUGCCAUUUGAGGUCCAAAAGACCACAGCCAUCCAAUAUUUUUCUUCAGAUUCUCUGAAUAUUUUAAUGAUAGUAUGUACUGUAGAUUAUGUACUAUAUGUGUUUGAACUCCCCAAAUACUUCACAAUUUCAUGUUAAGAAGCAUUAAAGUGAUAUUGUUUCAUCA
Molecule: messenger RNA, 1500 nt
Organism: Alosa sapidissima (American shad)
Lineage: Eukaryota; Metazoa; Chordata; Actinopteri; Clupeiformes; Clupeidae
Product: ankyrin repeat and SOCS box protein 9-like
Exons: 6
Coding region: 215-985 (256 amino acids)
Biological process (GO): positive regulation of protein catabolic process; protein ubiquitination
Molecular function (GO): protein binding
Source: RefSeq, a predicted model, not a curated record